AUGACGGAUUACUAUCAGAGUCUUGAACUCCCACGCGAUGCGACGCAGGAGCAAAUCCGAAGGAACUACCGCCAGCUGGCGUUAAGGUUUCACCCUGAUAGGGCGGGACCGGAGGGGGCGGAGAGGUUCAAGGAGGUACAGUCGGCGUACGAGGUGCUCUUGAAUCCCCAAAAGAGGAAAAUAUACGACAGGUUUGGAGCCAGCUUUGUGGAUAAUCCGGUCUCGGAAGUGCUGAUUCUCCAGCUUGGGGGACGUUCGAUUUUGUGCAUUAUGGCAUGCAUACCUUUCGUAGCAGCAUCGUUGGUUGUCAUUUUUACUGCUUUUCUUGUUGCAUAUGUUGCGGGUCGUCUUGUGGCGCGGGACGCUCAUUCUGUGAACGACCACAGUCGAGCCUAUUGGAACUACGUCAAGGUCUUUUCACCGCUGUUCAUUGUUGACAUCAUUAUCGGUAUUCCAACGCUGGUUGUUUUUUUGUGUCGAUGUGCACGUUACGUGUAG
Messenger RNA from Trypanosoma cruzi, 498 nucleotides. Its product is annotated as DnaJ chaperone protein, putative. The coding region runs from base 1 to 498 and encodes 165 amino acids. The transcript has a single exon. NCBI's taxonomy places the organism in Eukaryota, Euglenozoa, Kinetoplastea, Trypanosomatida, Trypanosomatidae. The record is from RefSeq and is a predicted model, not a curated record.